GACAACCAGUUGCAUUUUAUUUGUUUUUAUUAAUUUUUUCUCUUUUUUAAAUUAAUAAAAUAAUUACAAAUGACAUCAAAUAUCGCGACUUACAAAGAACUUUGCAUGCAAAUUCCGAACCGCGGAUUGUACUUUAAAAGAACUUUAGAACGAAUUCACACCCAAGAAGAAUUUCAAGACUUUUGUCGUCGCAAAAAAAUAAACAUUUCCGAGCUGGUUCCGAAAAUCAGAGAAGUUCAAGUAGAACCAACUCUCAGGGAGUCAACAACUGAAAAAGAAAAUUUAUCGUCUGCCAUUCCAACUGCGACUCAGCAACAAAAACCCGAACCGGAAGUAAAAAAAUCAAAAGAAAAGAAACGUUCCAAGGGAAAAUCCUCGAAAUAUUCAAAUCCGGGCAAUAUCAUCAACAUUAGCAAAAGCUCCAAUGUCGUCAUCGGCAACGUUCAAGUCUUUAACAUGCCCGUGCUAAAAACUAAAGGAAUGCCUCCGAAGCCGCCAAACUCCAAACCUUGAUUGAAAACUCGAACAUUCCUUGUUACUUUCCAAUUAUCGUGUCACAUCGUGCGAUACUGAACUGAAUCUACUUUUCAUCUGUGGCCUUCUUCACCAAUUUUCGACUGUUUUUUCGGUCAUCUGUGAUAAUUAAAACUUCCACAAAUUUAAUUAGUUAACCAAUUAACAGCGACGAAAAAAAUAGUUUGUUAUCAAUUUUUACAUAUUUUUUUGGAUUUUAAUUAUUUGAAGAGACAUUGACAUCCAGAUGCUAAAUAAGAGAGAUAAAAAAACAAAACAAAA
Messenger RNA from Culicoides brevitarsis, 795 nucleotides. RefSeq lists its product as uncharacterized. The record is from RefSeq and is a predicted model, not a curated record. The transcript is spliced from 2 exons. Lineage: Eukaryota; Metazoa; Arthropoda; Insecta; Diptera; Ceratopogonidae. The coding region runs from base 70 to 513 and encodes 147 amino acids.